Molecule: messenger RNA, 3084 nt
Organism: Python bivittatus (Burmese python)
Lineage: Eukaryota; Metazoa; Chordata; Lepidosauria; Squamata; Pythonidae
Source: RefSeq, a predicted model, not a curated record
AGCAUGGCUCAAUAUGUACUUACCAGUAAGUUGUCAAUUGUGCAGCUGAAAGAAAGGACUGAAGGAUACAAGGAGAAUUUAAUUAUUGGAUUUUAAAAGGCACUCUACCUCUUCACUCUACUCUCUUUAGAAAUGGAUGAUAAAAUAGUGCCAUGCUAAUCCAGCAAAGAAAACAUUUUAAAUUAAAAAAAUUAACCUACUGGAUUCAUAGAAAGCACUGCUGUUUAUGAAGGAGGAAGCACUUCUGACUAACUUGUCUCUUAAAAUAACUUUAAGUAACAUUGGCCAUGUUAAAACCAAAACAGAAUUCUGAUUAACAAGUUAAUGCAGAAUCUGCCUGAAAAUGCUGGUAUCAUAUCUGGAUGUGUUUUGACUCCCAAAAGAACAUAUUGACAUAAGUACAGACUGGUCCCAACCUUGGGAUAGAAACCAGCUAGGUUUGGAGGAGGAAGAGAAAUUGGAGACGAUGACAUUGGACAAAAUCUUAAACGUUCUACUUUCUUGCAUUGCUCCCACCAAAGGCAGAUGAUACGGUUGGAAGAACACAGCUUUAUCUGUGAACUUUAAACACAGAAAAAACUCUGCAGCCAGCAAGAACUGAAAGACUUGGCCUACCAUGGACAUUGUGCAGCUGGACAAUGAGGAUAGUUUUCAUCCAUCUUCUGAAUGAUUCGACCGUAAUUCAAGAGGAGGUUCAAACCGCAAUAUCACAGCUCAACUUCUACAAAUUCAGGGAUUCUCUUUCCUUGCUUUAGCACAAUUCUCUUGGUGAACUGUGCAGAGUUUCACAAACAAUUGCAGAUGCUUUCCGCGUUAGACGAUGUCUAUCAUGUUACAGGGAUACUUAAACUGCCUUUUGCUGAAAUAGAAGAGCCCUUUGAAGCCUGGUACAACAAGACUGGAAGAAAAAGUCGGAUCCAGUAUUAUGAUGGCCAAGUUAUCACUUACCAGUUAGGCAAUGUAAAACCUUUUGGAGUCAGCUUCAAGGUAACCCCAGAAACCACUGAAACAAAGGUCAACAUUAAGAAAUGCUUUCAGAUCAAUGGAACAUCUGAGAAUCCCAUUGUGCCUCAAAGAGUUUUUCCUAACUUAACAGGCUUCCAGCCUGUGCGGCAGGAGCUUUACAAGGGACAGCACUGCACGGUCUUGAAGAGUGUAUCCUAUUGGGGUAAGAAGAAGAACACCUACAAGUUGUGGCUGGCAGAUAGUUCCCACGGGCCUCUGCCGGUGCACUAUGAAAUGAAAGGCUUCAACUCUCUGCUGGGUUCUCACUAUGACAAGUAUGAGAUAGAUUAUAUCAGCUACUCCCACAGUUUCUCACCCGACGUCUUCAAUCUUCCUUCCAAUAUGAAGUGUACAUACUGGCCAAAAGUAGGACCAGAGCAUAGGAUCUUGGCCAAUCCAAUGCAGGAAUUUGUUGGGAGAACUGGAGAAGUCAGCCAAGACCAUGAGCAUCUGUUUCAUCACUACAGGAAAAAAUUCAGAAAAGUCUACAAGAGCAAAAAAGAGACAGAACACCGGCGACACAACUUUAUCCACAACAUGAGGUAUAUCCACUCCAAGAACCGGGCCAACCUCUCCUUCAAACUGGCGGUGAACCACUUGGCAGAUCGAACACCAGAAGAGAUGGUCGUGAUGAGGGGGAGGCUACGGACUGAUGAACCCAGUAAAGGGUGGCCUUUCCCAUCUGACAGCUAUAAUGGCCUCACCUUGCCAGAGAGCUUAGAUUGGAGGCUUUAUGGGGCAGUGACACCAGUUAAAGACCAGGCAGUGUGUGGAUCCUGCUGGAGCUUUGCCACAACGGGAGCUCUGGAGGGGGCCCUCUUUCUCAAGGCAGGAAUGCUCAUCCCCCUGUCUCAGCAAAUUCUGAUCGAUUGUUCCUGGGGUUUUGGAAACCGUGCUUGUGAUGGUGGCCAGGAACCACGUGCAUAUGAGUGGAUUAUGAAGCACGGAGGGAUUGCCAAUGCUGAGUCCUAUGGGCCAUACAUGGGUCAAAAUGGCUACUGUCACUACAACCAAUCAGAGCUGAUAGCACCGGUCUCUGGAUAUGUCUUUGUUGCCUCCCAGAACAUCACGGACCUUAAGGCUGCUCUGUACAAGCAUGGUCCUGUCGCAGUGAACAUUGAUGCCUCCCACAAGUCCUUUGCCUUCUACUCCAGUGGCAUCUACUAUGAGCCUAACUGUGGAAAUAGAAGCAUGGAGUUAGAUCAUGCUGUCCUAGCUGUAGGGUAUGGAGACCUCCAAGGCGAACCCUACUGGCUCAUCAAGAACUCUUGGUCCACAUAUUGGGGCAAUGAUGGCUAUAUCCUCAUGUCCAUUGAGAAGAACGACUGUGGGGUGACUGCUAGUGCCACCUAUCCAAUCCUGGCCUAACAGUGAAGGCUGUCAACCAAGAACAUGUUCACCAAAAGACAUCUGGUUGUAUUGUAUUAGAAAGCUCCAUAGCAAAAGGUCCUCCUUUUACAAAUCAUUCAGCUGAGCCACCUAAAUGUGAGUGCAACAGAAACAUCCAUGCUGCAAAAUGCUAUUGUAUUGCAAGGAGGAAGCUGAAGACCGAAUGUGUGUGCACUUAUCUUAACCUAUCCUUUCCCCUAGCUUUUUGAAUCUGGGUAGUACAACCAUUCAGACUACUGUACAGCAUCCUUUCCCUUGAUUGGCAGGGACAGAAAAUGGAAGGGAAAAACAUAUUAUACCACCAAAAAUUCCAUUUCUGAGAACAGAAUAAAUUACAUGUGGCAAAGAAAUAUGAGUUAUUUACAUUGCUGAUGAUUCCUGAGUAAGAUUGUAAGAUAUAAGUGGCUACUAUGCAAAAAGCUGAUAAUUCUCAAUCAGCACUAGCAUGCAGAGGCUUUAUUUUUCUUAAUACCUCUGCAUUUGAAUGAAAACAACCAGGAGGUUCUAUUCAAGUUCUAUUUAAUGGAUUUACUGACUUUGCUGCACAUGUUGUGUUAUGCACAUUGUGGUUUGCAAACUGUGGUUUCUGGUGGUUUAAAAUCUCUUGCAAACUUAACCAAUGAUGGCAUAUUUAUAAACCACAGCUAAACAAAUAAUGGUUAGUGUUACAUGUGAAGCCAAUCAAUUAAA